AGUAUCAGCCAUUCCAUGGUGUCACAUGGUGUAAGCGGUCAACACAUGGUUAAUUUUGCAAUAGUGAAUAGUUAAUAUAUUACAGAUAGUGAGCCUAUUUUUGAAAUAUUUUUAUUUGUGUAGAUUUAAUGAGUGUCGACAGCAUUGUUAAAUAUACAUAACCAGUUACGAGAGUCUAUCAUUACAAGUUAGAUUAGUUCAAAAGAUUCAAAAUGGCUACAUCUCUUGCGGAACAGUUGAAGAAACUGAGAACACCUCAGACUAAUAUACUGCUGCAGGAUACAAAGCGUCCUAGCUUGCUCUUCGAUCCUAAGGAGGCUGCCAAUUUAGACAGAGAAACAGUCUUAAACAUUGGUCAAAAUGGACUUCAAGAAUUAGCGAAGCUAUCAGAUUUGUUUUUGGAAUUUGAGAAGACACUCUUCGCACAAAGUUCUAUUAGCCUUGAACGUUCUGUGCAAGAUUCUAAAGUCAACAAGAAGCUGAAUGGAGAAAUUGAAAGGUUUCUCAUUCUCUCAUCCCCAUAUUUUUUACUCAACAAUGCUCAUAAAGCACUCGAAUGGUUGAUAUACAGAUUUCGUAUACAUGAAUUCAAUAGGGAUCAAUUUCUUUUAUUAAUAUUACCUUAUCACGAAACUCGAAUGUUUGUGAGGGCAUUACAGUUGUUAAAUUUGUCAGAUGAAGCUGAUAAGUGGCAUUGGUUGAAACCUCUUCAAGAGCCUGGUGUUCCUUUAGCUUCUGUAACAUUAAUCAAUCGUCUUGGUAGUGAUAAUGGUCUUUUAAAGCUUAUUUGUAGUCAUGUUGUCAAUGCCACAAGAGUGUACUCAGAAAAAGCGACUUGUCUAAGCACUCUAUACGCAUUUUACACUACCUCCAUUUUGGGAAUUAUCAAUAAAUUGUCUACAAUAUCAGAAAUUCAGAUGGGUCACAUAUUACCGACCAUUUUAAAGGGCUUAGAAACUCCUAUAGGUGAUUUUGCAGCUAGCACUUACAUGAUCUUAUCCAUGUUAAUGAGCAAAAUGAGAUUAAACAAUGAGACUACCGAAAAGUUGCUUUUGAAAAUAUUCAAGAAAACGCAUUUGAGGGAAGAAGCAUUGAUCUUGUUAUUUUUUAUGUACAAUACAUCUGUUCAUUCACUGACUACGGUGCCGAAGAGCCUUGCUAUUAGAUUAUCAGAAUUGUCUUGGUUUAUUCCACUGGCGAUAAAGCUUCAGUCGUCCAAUACAAAUGCACUGAAGUUCAUCGUACCUCUAGUGCAAACUGGUUGUAGUGUGAUCAUGGAAAAUCCAUCAGCAACGUCGAAAGUUCAGAGCAUGGUGAGUGAUAUUCUGAUACGAGUGAAACUAGACAACAACGGCGUGGACAGCAUAUUAUCAAACGUUUUGGAAAAAGAAUUUCUGACAGACAGCGCGUCAAGUGCAGCCAAGAAUUUCUUAAUGAGACUGUGUCAAUGUCUGGAGAAGACCUAUCCAGAAAGAUUCGACGAUUACUUAAAGCGUCUUAUGAAACGCAGCGACAACGACAAAGACUCCAAGCUAGCAUUGCAGUUUCUCACAUCAUGGCACUUUGGAGCCAAAGAUACACAGGAUUCCAUGGGAAUACUAGACAGACUAAUCCACAUUAGCCCAGAGCAGAGGAUCAUGGCACUGGAGUCUCUAGCAAGGAAGAAUAUAAACUUUCCAGAAAGUGUCCGGCAAAUGCUGACGAACACGCUGUUAGCUAGGUUCAACGAUAGCGAGGUCAACGUGAUUCAGGCUCUGCUAUCCAUACCCACCGGCCGUUUAACGAGCCUCAUUCCCGUAGACAUGUUAGUCGACGAGAUAAAGGUAUUGCUUUCAACAUGUCACAGCAAUCAUAGAAAAGUAUUAGCGAAGCCAGCGCUUAAAAUCCUCCUAGAACUCUGUGACGUAGGAGACGACACUAGCAUCUUUAUCACCGCUUUGCCAUAUCUGUUUCCGAACGAUGAUACAGAUGUAUUAAUCGCGAUGGAAGUACUACAAUCAAACUUCGGUAAGAAGAAUGCCUACAUGCAGUGCGUUCAAAAGGACUUAGGUGAAUCACCUAAUGCAGAGGCAGUAUCAUCAGCAGCUUUCCACAAUAUACUAAAUUGGGAGCUGUUGCCUUGUGCUGAAAGCAUACUAAGUGCCAUGAAACAACAGAUGGCCCAUGGGGACGCAGGCUCCAUGUUCUUUAAGAUGAUCCUCCUAGGUUCCGUGUGCAGAGUGCCUGUUGGCUCUCUGCAGGACGAAAUCGCAUCAGAAGUCAUCGAGAUGGCCACAGAUAUGAUCAAAAAAUUCCCUCAAGUCAAGAUGAUCCAGAACUGCAACAAUAUAACUGGAGACAAUAUCCAGUGUGCCAUCGAAUUGACCUCGCAAGGAGUCUUACCGCUUCAAGUAGGCACAUAUGUUCUCGAAAUGGUCCACAGACGACUGGACCUGAAGCUGAAUUCCAAAUUCGAUUUUGAGAAUAAUCCACACCGGAGCAACUUGAUUCUAAGACUUCUGGAGAUGUUCUUUGACGGGAUAAAUAACAGACGCUGGUGCAAGCACUACUAUAGGUGCUUGCAGAUAUUUUUUCAAAGACACUUCGCCACAGUGAAAGACCUGCUCUGCUUCUUGUCUCAGCUGUACAUAAAACCAGUCAAGGUGCAGACAUCGUAUCACUGUCUGAAGAUAUCUUUGGUGCUUUUGGACCAGUGCAAGUCGAUGCAAUGGGUGUUUCAGGACAAGGUUUUCGUGAUUAACUUACUGCUCUCGCUCGCCAGGGAGAACAACGAUUGCCGAGGAGCUGCGAUAGACGUCCUGAAGAAGCUUAUGCAGACCUUUAACUUUUCGGUGGAACCAUUCUCAGCGUUACUUCAAGAACUGAACAAACGUAGUCCGGAGAUAUCUCUCGAUCCUGACCAAUUGUCCCUAUCUCUGUACGUCCUUCUUUCCCCAGAUCCAGACGUGUGCGCACAGUUGAAAUCCGACUUAAGGAAAAAGCUUCAACAAGCACAACAAUUACUAUUCCACGUAAUCAUGGACCCCGAAACCCCGAUUCAUGUUACGUCACAACUGCUGGACAUUUUAGUCCAUGUGAAUGGUCCAACGAUCCUUGAGCAACUGGCACCCCUAGGACUCCAGCUCCUAGAGACCUUAACCACAGAAUCAAAGAACAAAUUUGCCGGGAACGCACUGAAGAACAUCCUGCAGAGAUUCAACAGCGCAACAGCAAAGGCUCUGACUGUAAGGCAUGUCUGGCAACUAUUCGAGGCAUGCGUAACGGAGCACAAGAUCGAAGUGUUCGCAGAGAGUGGAGUGCAAUAUUCAUUGAGCGUCAUCCUCUUGAAGCAGAUACAGAAACCCUUCUUUGAAAGCGUCGGCAAAGUGUCGUCCGACCUUCAGAGCAUGAUGCUGACGAAGCUGGUAGAUGUGCUCUCCGACUGCGACAUGAGCAACAUCAUCUCUAUAGCUAAUAGAGCAAUCAGGAGGAUACAGGUGAACGCGCGGCUGAUAGUCAAGGAGCUGCAGAAGAUGAAGAACCUCAAGAACGAGCAGAUAACCGACCCUAAAGCAAAGCGGAGAAAACGGUUGAGUUAUGUGCAUAAUAUACCCAAUCCAACCAUAAUAAACAAGAAGGAAUGGAAGCAUGGAGUCACGUUGUUGGAGUUCGUGCAGAGGGCGGACAACAUCGAGCAAGAAGAACUGCUGUAUCCGAUUCUCUUUGAUUUACUACGGACGUGUCUUAGCUUCGAGGAGCAAGGUCCCAUAGAGUACACCAAUCAACUCUUGUUGUCCACGAUUCACAGGUUGGCUGUGAAAAAACUGCCCAUGAGAGACGCUCAUCUUCAGAUUGAUCUAAUCACCCAGUGUAUCAGGACAUCGAGGAAUCCUCAGACCCAUCAUCACGCUCUGUUGGUUCUGGUAGAGUUGCUGAAGAUCGUCGACGUUCGAUGCGCUCUGUACACUAUCAUGCCCAUAUUUACCUUCAUGGGCAGCUCCGUGGUUCGACAGGACGAUGCCUACUCGAUACAGAUCAUCUCCAAGACCAUCGAAACCGUGUUACCCAUAAUAAACGCGGCGGAAAACGAGAAACACGCCUGCGAGGUUCUGAGGACGUUCAUCGUGUCCCUGCCGGACAUUCCUGAGCACAGGAGGACGCCUUUGUUCGUGAAGCUGUUACAGCUGCUGGACAAUCACUUGCAUCUGUAUUACCUACUCACCUUCGAGAGCCACGUUAUCGCUAGGACAAUGCGCAUUACCAAUCAGAAGACAGCCAGCCAAAGGCUCGAGUUCGCCCUGCAGGUGUCCCAGGAGUUCCCACCUGCCAGGCUCAUCCGGGUCUGCAUAAAACUUGCACAGUUCAUGAAGGAACUACCGAUCGAUAUAGACGGGGAAGAGCAUCGGAAGGCAGCCUUGUCUUUCACGUACAAGCACGUCUUCGACGUGGCGAACACCACCCCGAAAAAUCUGAGGCAUUAUAAAUAUACCCUGGUACAGUUUCUGAGCAACUUGUUAUCGUCCACUGACUUCAUCAACCGGAUCGCAGAGCUGGAUACCAGCGAAUCGGAUAGCAUGAAGGUGUACUACGAUCAGCUGAUGGUGGAGUUGAUUCUGUUAAUUCAGAGCACUUCGAAGAACGCUGACAAACAUCAGGGCAAGCCUAUGGCGAAGUACUGGAAGGUGCUUCUGCAUCAUUUGUACGACGUGCUGGAUCUGGUCAACAAUUUGCUACCAAACGAAACCUUCUUGUUCAGCGUGAAGCGUCUGAUGGAACACGAGUUGCUCACGGUGAACAGGAAGGCUCUGGAGCUUCUGAACGCCCGUCUGCAACAACGCAAGUUCGGCGAAGAGAGCUAUAACGAUCUGAUGUGCCUAACCGAACCGCUUUUGACGAUCAUUCGGACCAAAGCGAAGUCCGAGACCCAGGAACAGGAGAUCGUCCAACAAACUGUUCUGAUAACGCUGAAACUGCUGGCCAAGUUGCUAGCUUCAGAUAAUGCUGCGGUGUUCAAGCCGAUCCUCGAGACGACUACCGAGCUCCUGAAGACGAAAGAGGGUCCAGUGCUGGGCAGUGCGGCGCUCUGCGUCGCCGAACUGUGCAGUUCGAUGCGAAUUCAUGCCAUUCAUAGCUUAAACAAGUUCGUCCCAGCUAUCUUGCAGCUGUUAGAGAAUCACUGCCAUCAAGAUGUGCCCGACGUGAUACUGGUCAGCAUAGUGAGCGCGUUGCAGAAGAUUGUCGAAUCCGUCGGCAAUUUCCUGUCCCUCUACCUGGACCAAUUACUAUUCGAAUUAGCAAGAUUGAACUCAUUGUACACCGAUACUGAACAUCCAAAGAUCGGCGUGGUGGUUUCAAGGUUGAGAGCAACCACUCAGAAACUAUCCAGUUGCAUACCGCUAAGAGUGCUGCUACCAGCAGUGAACAGAACGUACGAUACAUUGCUCGGUAAAAGAUCUUACGAGUGUGUACCUGCACUUAUGACUGUCCUAGCAGAGUCCUUUAACAAUGUUCAGCCAAAUGAACUGAGUGCAGCCAUUCCAGACCUAGGCACCUUCUUCUUGAAAGUCCUACAGCUACGAGAGGAUUUGCCUAGCACUACAGAGAGCAUGGAAACGGAUGAUCAACUCACGUUGGAGGAUGUUGUGGUGGUCGAGGAAAGCGCCAGCAAGGCAUUGGUCGCCUUGGUCUUGAAACUGAGCGAGGCCAUGUUCAGACCUCUAUAUUACAAGCUGUACGACUGGGCCGCCAGGAAUCCGCAACAUAAGCAGCGGAGCAUCACAUUCUACAGACUCUCAGCAAACAUAGCAGAGUGCCUAAAAUCGCUGUUCGUGCUGUUCGCCGGCCACUUCCUCAAGCACGCAGCAGUGUUGCUCAAGAGCAACAAUCCAGCCAUCACAGAGGAGCCCCUAGAGAUGACAUUACCGGAAGAAACCAACAAAAUCGAGUUGGUCGAGGCGAUUUUGUUGACGCUCUACCGGGUCUUCAGCUACGACGCCCAGAAUUUUUUGAACCAGGAAAGGGUGGAGACGUUGGCGCAACCUAUCGUGGACCAGCUGGAGAACACCAUGGGAGGCAGAGAGGAAUACGAGAAGAGGGCCAGCGAAUUGGUGGUUCCCUGCAUUGCAGCGUUUGCUAAUGCUAUCGCCGAUGACACCUUGUACAAGCAUCUGGUCUACCAAACGUUGCUGAAAACUCGACACGCGAAACCCUACGUCAGAAGCGCCGCAUUGAACGCCUUGGUGGAGAUCGUAAGGAAACUAGGGGAGGACUUUAUGCCGCUGUUGCCGGAGACUAUACCUUUCCUGGCGGAGUUGUUGGAGGACGAAGACGAAGCUACGGAGAAGUGUGCACAAAAUGCUGUACGCACAUUGGAGGACAUCUUAGGGGAACCGUUGCAGAAGUACUUCUAAACCAGUCAUAGCACUUAUGGUAAUUUACGCGAGAGGAUGUCGAAGAAAUUGGUGCAGAAUAAUUGAAUAAAACGAAUUAAUUUUUA
This is a messenger RNA of Megalopta genalis, 6475 nucleotides long. Its product is annotated as HEAT repeat containing 1 homolog l(2)k09022. Gene Ontology annotation, molecular function: snoRNA binding. The record is from RefSeq and is a predicted model, not a curated record. Gene Ontology annotation, biological process: positive regulation of transcription by RNA polymerase I; maturation of SSU-rRNA from tricistronic rRNA transcript (SSU-rRNA, 5.8S rRNA, LSU-rRNA). Gene Ontology annotation, cellular component: 90S preribosome; small-subunit processome; t-UTP complex. Lineage: Eukaryota; Metazoa; Arthropoda; Insecta; Hymenoptera; Halictidae.